Trichechus manatus latirostris (Florida manatee) is the source of this 4671-nucleotide messenger RNA. RefSeq names its product tubulin gamma complex component 5 (gene TUBGCP5). The record is from RefSeq and is a predicted model, not a curated record. Gene Ontology annotation, molecular function: gamma-tubulin binding; microtubule minus-end binding. Gene Ontology annotation, cellular component: centrosome; gamma-tubulin complex; spindle pole. Gene Ontology annotation, biological process: spindle assembly; meiotic cell cycle; mitotic cell cycle. Bases 1405 to 4305 code for a protein of 966 amino acids. The transcript has 22 exons. NCBI's taxonomy places the organism in Eukaryota, Metazoa, Chordata, Mammalia, Sirenia, Trichechidae.
UCUAUAGUGAGAUCUCUGUUGUGUAUUCCAUUGUUUCCACUUUGAUUAUCUUCAGCUUCUGUUAACAUUUAAACGUUCAUUCUAUUGUAAUAUUGCCUACUGGCUAGAGCAGGAUCUUCUGGAAAUUGGCUUAAAUAUUGCCAUCAAAUCUAGUGUGCCUCUUGCCUAAUGAAUAAAAAGCAUGUUCUUGUUUAAGUGUCUUCUUGUCAGCCCCAGCCUACUUUGAAAAUAGAGAUCAGAGCCUGGAGCAAAUAAUGGCACGGUUUGUUUGCCUUAAAAAUUUUAGAUUGCUUCUCAACACCUGUUCAUAGUAACUACCUAUAUAAUGCUUUCUGGAUUCCAGGCACUGUUCUAAUCAGUUUCAUAUUGAGUCAGGAGUGCCUCAGGCUUGAUGAUUCACUAGAAGUAUUCACAGAACUCAGAAAAAAUGUUCUCCCAGUUACAGUUUACUGCAGCAAUAGGAUACAGAUUAAAGUCAGCAAAAGGAAAAGGUGCAUGGGGCAGAGCGCAGGAGAAACCAGAUACAAGCUUCCAGGUUUUCCUUCCCAGUGGAAUUGCAGAAGGAUGUACUUAAUUUUCCCAGCAACAAUGUGUGACAACAUGUGGGAAGUGUGGCCAACCAGGGAAGCUCACCUGAGCCUUGGUGUCCAGAGUUUUUAUUGGGGGUCAGUCACGUAGACAUGAGCACCUGCAUGGCUGACCUUAGCUACUCAAUCUCCAGUCCCCGAGAGGUCAGACUGGUAGAGCUUGGCCCAGGGCCUCAGGCAUACAAAAACGGGUGUUCACCAUAAAUCUCGUUGUUAGCCUAAUGGUGAAGCUGGUACAGCAUGGCUCAAGGCCUCAGGCGUAUGAAAGCACUCUUUAUCAGGCAGGAAAUUCCAAGGGCUCAGAGGUUAUCUCCCAGGAGCAGGUCAGGGACCAGUCCUGAAGACCUUCAGAAUGUUCAGGGUUUGGGCAACCCAGGCCUAUUGAGCUAACUAACCAUUGACUAUGCACAUAUAUUAACUUGCUUAAUUCUGUGAGAAAUACUUUAUUAUGGAUAGGCUUUCCUUAUGGGAAAUUGGCAUCAUAAGGAAGAGAGGUUCAGAUAAUUUUUCUUUAAUUGUCCAUUAAUUAAAGAAAAGUGCUGUAAAGGUAUUUCUGGAAGAGUGGGAAAGAACUGCAGUGCUCUGAAUCCAUGCCCUUUGUUGUUUUACAGUUGCCAUUGACGUGGCCCUGACUCGUGACAGCCUUAUAUAUAACAGAAUGAAGUGUUGCCCAGUCCUGCACCAUCUUCAUGAUAGUUGAUAUGUUGAAUCCAUUAGUGUGGCUAUUAUGUUAAUCUGCCUCAUUGAGGGCUUCCCUCAUUUUUGCUAACCUUCUACUUUAUCAGUCAUGAUGUUCUCUUCUGGCGAUUGAUCUUUCAUGAUGAUGGGUCCAAAGAUUCAAGACCACCUUGGAUAUCACGUACAGCAUGUAGGACUGCUUCUUUCAACAUAUAUGUGCAUGCAUUCAUUGAGUUUCCACAGGGAAGCAGGCACUGCAGGGCUCCAGAUAUCUUCUCAGUAUGCACAUUAUUCCAUACUGUCACUUCUUCUGUGUCUUUCUGAUUCUCCUUCAAACAGCAAUUAUGUGGGAACACCAAGAGAUAAAGAAGUGGAAAAGAAAGAUGAUUUUGACUGGGGAAAAUACUUGAUGGAAGGUGAAGAAAUUGACUUUGUUCCAAGUGUAGACACACCAAAUUGGUCUGAAGAAAGUGAAGAUGAAGAUGAUCAACAGCCGUUAAGCAGAGAGGACUCUGGGAUUCAGGUGGACAGGACACCGUUAGAAGAACAACUUCCAAACAGAAAACCAGGGCCUCGUGUCAGCUGGAAAGAUGAGACAGAUGGCCGGAGCUGGCUGGAGGAGCAUGUGGUCCUUCAGUACUGGACAGCCAGGUCCUUGUGGUUUCCUCAUAGCUUACAUUUACACUCCAAUUUAGCUGUUGUCUGGGAUCAACACCUGUAUAGCAGUGAUUCCUUAUAUGUUCCAGAUGACAGAGUUUUUGUUACUGAAACUCAGGUUAUCCGGGAAACCCUAUGGUUACUUUCAGGGGUAAAAAAGCUGUUUAUAUUUCAGUUGAUAGAUGGGAAGAUAACUGUGAGAAACAAUAUUGUAGUAACUCAUUUGACACAUAACUGUUUACGAUCAGUGCUAGAACAAAUAGCAGCAUAUGGCCAGGUUGUGUUUCGACUCCAGGAGUUCAUCGAUGAAGUCAGGGGGCACAGUUCUGAUGGUGUAUUACCUGGAAAUAGUUCCGUUCCUAAGAAGUCCACCGAAGCUCCCUUUAGGACCUACCAGGCUUUCAUGUGGGCCCUGUACAAAUACUUCAUUGGUUUCAAAGAGGAACUUACGGAAAUUGAGAAGUAUAUCAUCAAUAAUGAUACUACAGUAACUCUCUCUAUAGUGGUGGACAAGUUAUCACCUCGACUGGCUCAGCUCAAGGUUUUGCACAGAGUGUUUAGCACUGGAGUUGCUGAAGUCCCACCUGACACGCGAAAUGUUGUUCGAGCAUCUCACCUACUCAACACACUGUACAAGGCCAUUCUUGAAUAUGACAGUGUUGGAGAAGCCUCUGAGCAAACUGUCUCCCUUCUGUUCUCCCUCUGGGUAGAAACUGUGCGGCCCUACCUGCAGACUGUGGACGAGUGGAUAGUGCACGGGCACCUUUUUGACUGCGCUAAGGAAUUCAUCAUCCAGAGAAACAAAAAUGUUCCGGUAAAUCAUAGAGACUUCUGGUAUGCAACUUACACAUUGUAUAGUGUAUCAGAAAAGACUGAAAACGAAGAAAAGAUGAGUGACAACGCUAGUGCAAGUUCUGGUAGUGACCAGGGACUUUCCAGCAGGCAGCACACCAUGGUGUCCUUCCUCAAACCUGUCCUAAAGCAGAUCAUAAUGGCUGGCAAAUCGAUGCAGCUGCUCAAGAACCUACAGUGUGUGGAGAGUGCCAGGUGCCAGGCAGCGGCAAGAGAUGCAGAAAGAAAAAGUUUGUAUAACCUUUUUUUGGAAUCUGUGCAAUCCCGUCUUCGGCAUGGUGAAGAUACCACUCCAUGUAUCCUUACUGAGCAACAGACGACCAAGGAGAGCCUAAUUAAGAUGCAGUCCAUUGCUGAAAGACACCUUGAACUGGAUGAUGUUCAUGACCCGCUGCUGGCUAUUAAUUUUGCAAGGUUGUAUUUGGAACAGAGUGACUUUCAUGAGAAGUUUGCUGGUGGUGAUAUCUGUGUGGAUAGAUCAUCAGAAUCUGUGACAUGCCAGACUUUUGAAUUAACACUGAGAUCUUGCCUCUACCCUCAUAUCAAUAAACAAUAUCUAGAUUGCUGUGGAAAUCUCAUGCAAACCCUAAAAAAAGAUUACAGGUUGGUAGAGUACUUGCAGGCCAUGAGAAAUUUUUUCUUAAUGGAAGGUGGAGAUACCAUGUAUGACUUCUAUACAUCAAUUUUUGAUAAAAUAAGAGAAAAGGAAACCUGGCAGAAUGUGUCUUUUCUCAAUGUCCAACUCCAAGAAGCAGUAGGACAGCGUUAUCCUGAAGAUAGUUCACGUCUGUCUAUCUCUUUUGAAAAUGUCGAUAUGGCUAAGAAGAAACUCCCUGUUCAUACGUUAGAUGGUCUGACCCUGAGCUACAAGGUCCCGUGGCCUGUGGACAUUGUUAUAAGUUUGGAAUGUCAAAAAAUUUAUAAUCAGGUGUUCCUUCUUUUAUUGCAAAUAAAGUGGGCAAAAUAUAGUCUGGAUGUUUUACUAUUUGGUGAACUGGUUAGUACUGCUGAAAAACCACAGCUUAAAGAAGGACCUUUGCAUGAACAAGACAAGAAUGCUCAGUUUGGACCACAAAAGGAAUCAAAACAACAGAUUCAUCGGAUGUUCCUCUUAAGAGUGAAACUCAUGCAUUUUGUGAACAGCCUGCACAACUACAUCAUGACCAGGAUUCUUCACAGUACAGGCCUGGAGUUUCAACAUCAAGUCGAGGAAGCCAAGGAUUUAGAUCAGUUGAUUAAAAUUCACUAUAGAUACUUGUCCACCAUCCAUGAUCGAUGUCUGCUAAGAGAAAAGGUUAGCUUUGUGAAAGAAGCCAUCAUGAAAGUGUUGAAUUUGGCGCUCAUGUUUGCGGAUGGUUGGCAGGCAGGUCUAGGGGCUUGGAAGAUGGAAUCUAUAGAGAAAAUGGAGUCUGAUUUUAAAAAUUGCCAUAUGUUUCUUGUAACCAUUUUAAACAAAGCUGUCUGUAGAGGGUCCUUUCCUCAUUUGGAAUCGCUAGCACUAUCACUCAUGGCUGGCAUGGAACGAAGUUAAAUAUCUUAAAAUACAAUAAAUUCCUCAAGAAUUAAUCUUCAUACAUUUCCAUUUCAACCAUGUGUAACUGAGAUGUUGGAAUCUUUUUAUUUUGGUUUGUUUAAAAGCUGUUGUCCACUGUCUGGACAACAGACAGCUGUAGGUUUGUGUUUCCCCGGAUUCUAGGGUUGUAAGUAUUUUCUUUGGAGAUGGUCGGCUAGUAUAUGUAUAUAAAACUGUAUAAAAAUACAAAGUGUAUAUAGGCUGUUUACACUUAAAUUUCCGACUGUAAGCUAAAGAUUUAUGUUAUUGAUAUCUUUGAAUGUGAAUUAUAUCAUCUUUUGAAAAUGUAAUUGUUGAUAAUAAAAAUAAAUUACAUUAAAACAC